CGUCCUGAAGCAUCUGGAAAUUUCUUAAACCCGCGAAACUAUUAAUACAUUUUCCGAACCUUCAAAUCGCACGUUACGUUUAAUUUCUCUGUCUCAGAUCUCAAGACAUGAAUUCACGCACAGUUUUAAUUUUCUUUGUAUUAUCUCUGGCCGUAUUAUUAACGGAGGGAGCCAAAACUACCGAUCCAUACAAGGUUCUUGGGGUGGAUAAAAGUGCAAGUCAACGAGAAAUUCAGAAAGCUUUCCACAAGCUUUCUCUUCAAUACCAUCCUGACAAGAAUAAAAGCAAGGGUGCUCAAGCAAAGUUUGCUGAGAUAAAUAAUGCGUAUGAGAUACUAUCAGACGAAGAAAAGAGGAAAAACUAUGAUCUUUAUGGGGAUGAGAAGGGAAACCCUGGAUUUGGUGCUGGUUAUCCUGGUGACCAGGGUGGAUAUACUUCUUAUAGCCAGGGGUCAAAUGGGUUUAACUUCAGACCUAAUGGGUGGCAGAAUAUGGGAGGGCAGGACGGUUCGAGCUCAUAUUCUUUCUCCUUUGGCGGUCCCAGUUCUCAGAAUUCAUUUGGUUUUGACCUGAAUGAUAUCUUCUCAAAUUUCUUUGGGGGCGAUGGUGGCGGAAGUCGUUUUGGUGGCUUUGGAGGUUCUACCAAGUCCCAUUCCAGCUCUUCAUCUGGCUCUGGAAGCUCUCCUAAGAGCUUCAGGCCCAUAAAUUCUAAAACUUUUAAGAAAGAAAUCGCCGACCAAGGAAUGACUUGGCUUUUAUUAGCAUAUAAUCCCUCAUUGAGGGGUAGCCAUUCUCAUGAAUCAAUUAUACAGGAGGUUGCUGAUUCAUUACAAGGAGCCCUUAGGGUAGGUAGCAUAAAUUGUGAAACUGAAAAGUCUUUCUGUAGCGAACUCGGCAUACAUCUCCGCCAAAUGCCAAGGGUAUUUGUGUAUUCGUACAAAGCAAAUGAGAAGGGCUCUUUGGUAGAGUACAAUAGUGAUAUGGUUGCUAAGAGUUUGAAAACUUUUUGCCGAGAUCAUUUGCCGAGGUUUUCGAGGCGGAUUGACUUGAAGAACCUUGACGGUUUCUCUGGUAGCAAUGAAAAAUUACCUAGAGUGUUGCUUCUUUCCACAAAAAAAGAAACGCCUGUCAUAUGGCGUGUACUUAGCGGCCUAUAUCACAAACGCUUCAUCUUUAGUGAUGCACAGGUUCACGAAGUGACUGAUCCAAUGGCAAAGAAGUUGGGAAUUGAUGAACUUCCAGCUAUAGUUGGGUGGUUAUCAAAUGGAGAAAGGCGCGUCUUAAAAUCUGGGAUUUCUGUUAUAGAUCUGCAAUCAGCAGUUCAGGAUCUUAGUGCCAUACUUGAUGGCUUUGAGAAAAAGAAUAAGAAGACAGCAUUUAAUGAGGGAAGAAAGCAGGAUGAUUCUCUUGAGAAACAGAUACCUUUGUUGACGGGCGUUAAUUUUGAUGCUCUAUGUGGAGAAAAACGCCCCGUUUGCAUUAUUGGUGCUUUUAGAUCAUCAAAAGCAAGGGAGAAGCUAGAAUCCAUCUUAACUAAGGUAUCUGAAAAACCACUAUUAAGGCAACGGAAUGCAGCAUCAGGCUCCAGGGAUUCGAUUUCUUACGCUCUCUUAGAUGCUAACAGGCAGCAAGCAUUCUUAAAUGCUCUCGAUAAGUCGGGAUUAAAAUCAUCAGAUAAGUUAUUAUUGGCCUACAAACCCCGAAAAGGGAGGUUUGCAACGUUUACAGGUGAAAUGACUGCAGAAAAUGUAGAGGGAUUCGUAAGCUCUGUUCUUAAUGGAGACAUACAAUUCACCGGAACACGGCAGAAGCCAAUGGUGAAAUGAGAUAUAAGCUAAAGCUUACAAUAUUUUUGAUCCUGGUUUGUGAUAAUUUGUAAAUAACUAUAGUGAUGUGAUUGAAUUUGAAUAUAUCAUCAUCACUUGAUCUUGUGGAGAGUAGAUAUACACCUUCUAGCCCUUUGGACUGAAAUGCUGCUCAGUUGUAAUGUUGGUGCAGUUUGUAAUGUUAAAGUGUAGAGGAUGGGGAGAAUCCCGUACCCUCUUAGAAAUAGGAUUUGCACCUUUUGCUUAUUUUAUGCCAUACUUUCUCCCUGCACCGAGAUAAUCUAAUGUUUACUUUGUACAAAUUUAAAAGUUAUAAUUAGAUUAAUUAUUUGUUUA
Mercurialis annua (annual mercury) is the source of this 2162-nucleotide messenger RNA. RefSeq names its product dnaJ protein ERDJ3A. NCBI's taxonomy places the organism in Eukaryota, Viridiplantae, Streptophyta, Magnoliopsida, Malpighiales, Euphorbiaceae. The transcript has 7 exons. The record is from RefSeq and is a predicted model, not a curated record. The coding region runs from base 108 to 1826 and encodes 572 amino acids.